UGAGUUGAUGUUGUUGCCUUWGCAGAAACUUCUCUGGAAAGGUAUCUGCUGAAUGUACACAUAACUGUUCUAUUCUUCAGUUUUUGACCAAUUCAAAGGUUGCAUUGGUUUAAUUUGGUCAACUCAAAAUGGGAGGAGGGUUCAGAGUUUUGCAUCUUGUCAGACCAUUUCUGUCAUUUCUACCUGAAGUUCAGAGUGCUGACCGCAAAGUUCCCUUCAGAGAGAAGGUGAUAUACACUGUGAUCUCUCUUUUCAUCUUUCUAGUGUGCAGUCAGCUCCCUCUCUAUGGCAUACACUCUACAACAGGAGCAGAUCCAUUCUAUUGGAUGCGUGUCAUUCUUGCUUCAAACCGUGGGACUGUCAUGGAACUUGGCAUCACCCCAAUUGUGACAUCUGGCUUGGUGAUGCAACUUUUGGCUGGUUCAAAGAUCAUUGAAGUGGACAAUAGUGUUCGUGAAGACCGGGCCCUUUUGUCUGGGAUGUAUGGUAGCGUGAGCCAACUUGGAGUUGGUAAUGCCAUCCUCAUAAUUGUUCAACUYUGCUUUGCCGGUAUCAUUGUUAUAUGCUUAGAUGAACUUCUUCAGAAAGGAUAUGGUCUAGGAUCUGGUAUUUCUCUUUUCAUAGCAACCAAUAUUUGUGAGAACAUCAUUUGGAAGGCUUUUAGCCCCACAACUAUUAAUAGUGGUCGUGGAGCUGAAUUUGAAGGUGCUGUUAUUGCUUUGUUCCAUCUGCUGAUAACCCGGACUGAUAAAGUCCGAGCUCUUCGUGAGGCUUUCUACCGACAGAACCUUCCGAAUGUGACCAAUUUACUAGCUACAGUCUUGAUCUUCCUUAUUGUCAUCUAUUUCCAAGGGUUCCGUGUUGUCUUGCCUGUGAGGUCAAAGAAUGCUCGUGGACAGCAAGGCUCAUACCCAAUCAAGCUGUUCUACACCUCCAAUAUGCCCAUUAUUCUACAAUCUGCACUUGUGUCCAACCUUUACUUUAUUUCUCAGCUUCUGUACAGAAGGUACAGUGGAAACUUCUUCGUCAAUCUGCUAGGUAAGUGGAAGGAAUCUGAAUAUUCAGGCGGUCAAUUUAUCCCUGUUGGUGGUCUUGCCUACUACAUCACYGCACCAUCAAGCUUGGAAGAUAUGGCAGCAAAUCCUUUUCAUGCUCUAUUCUAUCUUGUGUUUAUGCUAUCAGCAUGUGCACUCUUCUCAAAAACCUGGAUUGAAGUAUCUGGAUCAUCUGCUAGAGAUGUAGCCAAGCAGUUGAAGGAACAACAAAUGGUGAUGCCCGGACAUAGAGAGUCGAAUUUGCAGAAGGAAUUGAACCGCUACAUACCCACUGCGGCUGCCUUUGGAGGCAUGUGCAUUGGUGCAUUGACAGUGCUGGCAGAUUUCAUGGGAGCAAUUGGUUCCGGAACUGGUAUUCUGCUUGCAGUCACGAUCAUCUACCAGUACUUCGAGACAUUUGAGAAGGAAAGAGCCAGUGAGCUGGGGUUCUUCGGUCUCUAAGUCCCUUCUUGCCCUACGGUUGUUUCCUUUACAAAAGAAAUGGGUGGURGUGCCAACGAGCUGCCCAACAGUUUUGGUGGGCCGAGAGAUGUAAGUAGAUCCUCCCUUUUUUAACAUCAGAAGGUUAGAGAUUGAAAUCAAGGUCGCAAGGUAGUCCAGCUGUAGGUUUCUUUCCCUUUUUGC
This is a messenger RNA of Nelumbo nucifera (sacred lotus), 1679 nucleotides long. NCBI's taxonomy places the organism in Eukaryota, Viridiplantae, Streptophyta, Magnoliopsida, Proteales, Nelumbonaceae. The record is from RefSeq and is a predicted model, not a curated record.